Molecule: messenger RNA, 1041 nt
Organism: Trichoderma gamsii
Lineage: Eukaryota; Fungi; Ascomycota; Sordariomycetes; Hypocreales; Hypocreaceae
Product: CAMK/RAD53 protein kinase
Exons: 3
Coding region: 1-1041 (346 amino acids)
Source: RefSeq, a predicted model, not a curated record
AUGGCGCCCCGAAGCGAAAAGAGCCAAUUGAAGCGGCCUCACGGCUCGCUGCCGGAGGAAGGCACAGACACGAAGAAGCCCCGCAGGUCCGACCGCUUGGCCCAGGCUGACCCGGACAAGACGCCCGUGUCGCGCGAACUUCAACUGCCAUCGCCCGUCACAAACAAUGCCACCGAUGGCUCGGGCGAGCUUCCUCAAGACCACACGGCGACGCCUCCGGUAGCCGUGGCCGGCGAGCUCACUCCCAGAAAGGCUCCCGAGAGCCAAGCGCUGUCCUCUCCUCCGCAGGACACACAGCCGCUCAGCCAGUACGUCGACCGACACCCGGCGCUGUCUGAAGACGUUGUGGACGAGCUGAAGGAAGGUGUCUGGGGUUAUCUAGUCCCCCUUGACCCCAAGUACGGCGACAAGCCUCUGGUGCUGAAAAAACGCGUCGCAUGCCCUGUGGGUGAUGCUAUUGAAGCUACUUCAGAGACUGAGAAGAAGGACAAAGAUGACACAUCGGCACCUGCUAAAGAGGAGGAGGAAUAUGAAAAGACGAAAGUCAAGGGCGUCUCGGCAGGUGGUUACCUGAUCGGACGGCAUGCCGAGUGUGUUGAUUUGAUUGAUUCCAUGUUAAUCGUGGAUCCGGAGCGAAGGUACACUAUUGAUCAAUGCCUGAAACAUCCUUGGCUUGUAUCCGGCGCACCAGCCGUAAAUGAUAGCACCGGGGGACUUGUUGGUGGCAUCGAGGGAUUGGAAGUCAACCGUAGAGCUCCUGUCCGAGAGAGAACACUUCUCUCAUCGCUCAAUUCUGUAUCGAUUACUGCUCGACUGGACGGCGGCAAUGACGGAACUCCCAUCAAGGUAUUUUCGAAGAAUAAGCACGCCGCCGCCAAUGCUUCGCAGGAGGCAGGCCCGGCACACCAACGGGCACCCGAAGAGUUUAUCGAAAUGGGCGGCAAAGGGGAUCAAGUACUUUUUGCUGAGGACGAAACGAGCAUCUAUCCCGCGGGCGAUAUCGCUGCGAAGAAGGCGGAUGGCAAGCCAAACGGCAAAUAA